AUGUCAGAAGAAACAAUUUCAUUAGGUCAAUAUUUAUUCGAAAGAUUAAAUCAAAAACCAAUUGGUAUAAAAAAUGUAUUUGGAGUACCAGGAGAUUUUAAUUUAGCAUUAUUAGAUAAAAUUUAUGAUGUUGAAGGUAUGAAAUGGGUUGGAAGUGUUAAUGAAUUAAAUGCUGGUUAUGCAACUGAUGGUUAUUCAAGAGUCAAAAAUGGUACAUCAGCUGAUGGUUCAGCAAUUGGUGCACUUGUUACAACUUUUGGUGUUGGUGAAUGUUCAGCUUUAAAUGCUAUUGCAGGUUCUUAUUCUGAACAUGUUGGUUUAGUCCAUAUUGUUGGUGUACCAUCAACUGCAUCACAACAAAAGGAAUUAUUAUUACAUCAUACUUUAGGUAAUGGUGAUUUUACAGUUUUCCAUAAAAUUGCAAGUUUUGUUAGUGCAGCCACUGCUGUAUUAAGUGAUCCAAAUGAAGCACCAAAAGAAAUUGAUAGAGUUAUUGAAGCUGCUUUUAUAAAUCAAAGACCAACUUACUUAGCUUUCCCAUCCAACUUGUUUAAUUCACCAGUUCCAAAAAAGAGAUUAGAACAACCAUUAAAUUUAACUCCACCACCAAAUGAUGAAAAAAUUCAAACUGAAGUAUUAGGUGAAAUUUUUUCAAUGAUUUCAAAAGCUAAAGAUCCAGUAAUUAUUGUUGAUGCUUGUACUAAUAGACAUAAUGCUACUUUCGAAGCAAAUAAAUUAAUUCAAUUAACUAAAUAUAAAUUUGCAGUUACACCAAUGGCUAAAGGUUCUAGAGAUAUAGAUGAAGAAGAUCCAAAAUUUAUUGGUGUUUAUUUAGGUGAUUUAUCAUAUCCAGAAACCAAAAAAUUAGUUGAAGAAUCUGACUUGGUUUUAUCAUUGGGUGCAGUCUUAUCAGAUUUUAACACUGGUGCUUUUUCAUAUUCUUUAGACACUUCAAAAGUUAUUGAAUUCCAUUCAGAUUAUACCAAGAUCAAAAAUGCUCAAUAUCCAAAAAUUAGAAUGAAAGAAUUAUUAGGAAAAUUAGUUGAAUCCCCAGAAUUGAAAAAAUUUGUUGAUAAUUCAGAACCAAAAGAAAUUAAAUGGGAACAAAUUCCAGAAGUUAAAUUACCCGAUGAUAAUAAAUUAACUCAAGCUUGGAUAUGGUCUAAUUUAGGUAAUUGGUUAAGAGAAGGUGAUAUUGUAAUUACUGAAACUGGUACUUCUAAUUUUGGUAUCAUUCAAACUCAAUUUCCUAAAAAAGUUAUUGGAAUUUCACAAGUUCUUUGGGGAUCUAUUGGGUAUACUGUACCAAGUGCUCAAGGUGCAGCAACAGCAGCUGAAGAAGUUGAUCCAAAUAGAAGAGUUAUUUUGUUCGUAGGUGAUGGUUCUUUACAAUUAACAGUCCAAGAACUUUCAACAAUGGCAAGAAAUCACAAUAACUUGUACAUUUUUGUCUUAAAUAAUAAUGGUUUUACUAUUGAAAGAUAUAUUCAUGGUCGAGAUGCCGAAUAUAAUGCAAUUCAAGAAUGGGAAUAUACUGAUUUAUUGAAAACUUUUAAAUCUGAUAAUUAUGAAACUCAUAAGGCUGAAAAAGUUGGUGAACUUUCAAAAUUAUUUAAAGAUGAAGAAUUUGCUAAAAAUAAUAAAUUAAGAUUAAUUGAACUUAAAUUAGAUACUUUUGAUGCUCCUGAAAAUUUAGUUAAACAAGCUGAAAUGUCAUCAAAAGUUAAUGAUGGUUAA
Molecule: messenger RNA, 1737 nt
Organism: Lodderomyces jiufengensis
Lineage: Eukaryota; Fungi; Ascomycota; Pichiomycetes; Serinales; Debaryomycetaceae
Product: alpha-keto acid decarboxylase family protein
Exons: 1
Coding region: 1-1737 (578 amino acids)
Molecular function (GO): carboxy-lyase activity; magnesium ion binding; thiamine pyrophosphate binding
Source: RefSeq, a predicted model, not a curated record